This is a messenger RNA of Sugiyamaella lignohabitans, 1218 nucleotides long. It is a transcript of the gene ERG12, whose product is annotated as mevalonate kinase. The transcript has a single exon. The coding region runs from base 1 to 1218 and encodes 405 amino acids. The record is from RefSeq and is a predicted model, not a curated record. Gene Ontology annotation, biological process: isoprenoid biosynthetic process; ergosterol biosynthetic process. Lineage: Eukaryota; Fungi; Ascomycota; Dipodascomycetes; Dipodascales; Trichomonascaceae. Gene Ontology annotation, molecular function: mevalonate kinase activity; ATP binding. Gene Ontology annotation, cellular component: cytoplasm.
AUGAAGAACUUUAUUGUGUCUGCUCCAGGAAAGGUUAUUCUUUUCGGUGAGCAUGCUGUGGUUCAUAAUAAACCUGCUAUAGCGGCAGCAGUGUCGCUGAGAACAUACACAGGCGUCGAAGAUUUGGCAGAUACUUCCAAGAUAGAGCUUGAUUUUGCUGAUAUCAAGUUCGAUCAUCAAUGGGCUAUUGAAGAUCUACCAUGGAACGAGCUUUCUGCUUCGAGAUCAUCUGAAUCUGCCAUUCCUACUUCUUUGGACCAACAUGUGGUGGACAUUCUGAACGAGACCGCUUUAAAGGGCAUUACAAAUACUUUCCAGCAUGCUGCUGCUUUCGCAUUCAUCUAUCUUUAUAUGAGCAUUUGUUCUCGUGAUACUCCUGGCAAGAAAUUCACAACUCGAUCGACUCUACCAGUCGGUGCAGGUCUUGGUUCGUCGGCCUGUCUCUCUGUAUGUCUAUCAUCAGCACUUCUCAGAGUAGCUGGUCAGAUCACGAAUCCAGAACCCACUCCUUCUGAAGAGUUUAUUGAUCUCAUUAACAAUUGGGCAUUUAUUGGCGAGUGCUGUAUUCACGGCAACCCGUCUGGCAUUGAUAAUACUGUAGCUACUCGCGGUGGAGCUGUCAAGUUCAGACGGCCCAAUAUCAUGGAGCCAAUUGCCAACUUCCCUCCUGUAAAACUAGUUUUAACCAACACUGGAUACCCACGAAGAACAUCAGAACUUGUUGCCAAUGUGGGAAAACUACGGAAAAACCUGCCUACUGUCGUCGAGCCUAUUCUCGAUGCUAUAGAACAUGUCUCAGAAGAGGCAUACAAAAUCCUCAACAGUGGCCAGUCUAGCUCUGCUAUUGCUGCUAACCUAGGUUCUCUAGUUCACAUUAACCACGCUCUAUUAGUUGCACUAGGAGUAAGUCAUCCAGCUCUUGAACAGACUAAAUAUGUUGCAGACAGCUUAAAACUUGGUGAAACGAAACUCACGGGAGCUGGCGGUGGCGGCUGUGCCAUUACCCUUGUCACUGAAGACGUGAGUAAAGAGGAAGUGCAUUCCAAGGUAGCUCAGCUGCGUGAAAAACUCCCUGCUGAGUUCCAAAUUUUCGACACCAUUCUUGGUGGUCCCGGUGUCGGCUACACUGAAGAUUACCCCCAAGCUGUGGCCGACAAGUUCGCAUCCAUGGAGAACGACGACUUUGAGAAGCUCUCUUGGUCCUACUGGUCUUCCUAG